GGACAUAUUGGUUCAAUCGACAAUCAUAUAAUUACAUGCUCUGUGGGUUCAAUGUUGUAAAAAUGUGUUGUUCAGAUGUGAAAUUGUGAAUGCGCUUAUUCGUACCUACUUAUUGAAAUUCUACUCUCUAAUUAUUUGUGAUUAACUUGGUGAUUAACUUCAAAGUGAGUUUACUGCAGAAUAGAAGCGUAUUACAAUUACGACGCACCUUCGAGAUCAUCUCCCGAAAGUGUAACGAGUUUGAGUUUUGAGUGAGUGACAUAUCGUCGCCAUUUUGGUAAAGGACAUCUUAGAUUUAAUUUGAUAAUAAUUUAGAUACGUUUAUUAUUCACUAAGGUGAGUAAAUUUACACUCGCUAUUUAUUUUACUAAACAAUGGCUGAAAAUGGUCCAAAAGAGCCUCCGAUACAAACAGUAAGUGGAUUACCACCAAAUCAUAAUCCGUGGCUCUAUAACAUGAAUAUGUACCAACAAUAUAAUGGAUAUCAUGGUGGUAUGUAUCCACCAUAUUACAACCAGUACUUUAACCCGAUGGUUAACAACGGUGGUUUUCCUAACAAUAAUCCUCAUCAAUUUCAUCAAAACAAGGAGCAGAAGAUUGAUAUAAGUCAUCCCCAGUUCUCAAAACCACCUCCGACUGCCCCUUUACUUGGUAUGUCUCCCCUUGAUACCAAUCGUCCAUUCUUUAACCAAUCUCCCAUUCGGUUCAAUCUCAACAAUAUGAGAAAGCCACCACCUCUACCAGUAAAUGAAAAUCCACUUCUUUCCAAUAACAAUGGCCCUAAAAAGAAACGCAAGAAGCCAAACAAUAAAUUCAAUGAAGAUAACUCUGAAGAUUCAAAUGAAAUCCUGCCCCCACUCCCUGACCAUCCUCCACCUUUGCCACCCCUCCCUCCACCGGAAAUCCCUAAGCCCCCUCCUCCUCCUAUUGAUGUACCACUGCCGCCUCCAGUGGCUACAGAAGACAUACCUCAACCACCAGAACCAGAAGAGUUCAAAUUCUCUAUGAAUGAAAGUACAGUUGAGGUGCAAAACAAAAAUGCCUCAAAUUUAUUUAAUGAUCCAGAUUCUAGAAACAAUUGGCCUGAAAGUUUAGAGAGAUAUAUCAAAAGAUGUUAUGAAAAAUGUAAAUCUGCAUUUGAUCGUGAUCAAAUUGAUAUAUGUCUAAAAGGAAGAAUAACUGCAGCUGCCAAUAAAGAUGAAAUAUGGACUAGGAAUUGGGAUGAGGAACCAAUUCCAAGUGUUCACAGUGAAAGAAAUAAUCUGGCUGUAAAGCCUGUGCGUGGCACAUUAAAUUUGUAUCAGAAAGUAGAAAAUGCUACAGAAGCUCAUAAAAGUCGUGGUUCAUUAAACACUCGGGGUUUUAAUGGUCAUAAGAACUCUCCACAGCGCAGGAGACGCCCUAGCACUAGGAGCAGGUCUAAGUCUCGGAGCCCUCCUAGGAAAAGGCUAAGCGCCUCUUCUGCCUCUGGUGAUGAGGUUGAUGACAAAAAAAUUGUUAAAGGCAAAGGGCGUCAGAAAGUUAAAGAUAGAUUGUCUUUAGAUCAAAAGAAAAAUGAUAAACCUUAUCACAAAAACACAAACAAAAAGAAACAGUCAUUUGACCAAUUUGUUGUUGAAGAUUUCCAGGGUAAUGCUGAAAAACUGCAGAAAAGAGCUGAACGGUUUGGUAAUACAGGUGUUCCUUCCAUAGCAAGCUCUCUACAGGGUGGAAUCAAGAGGCCAGAACCAACUGUACGUAGGCCAAUUAUUCAGGAUGCAGAUGGUGACUAUGAAAUCAACAACAUGCACAUAGUGGGCACUUGUCUGGACAUUGAAAAGUCAUUUUUAAGAUUGACAAGGGCACCAGAAGCAUGUGAAGUUCGACCUGUGACAGUUUUAAGAAAUUCCCUUAAAUAUGUUAAAGAUAAAUGGGUAGAAAAACAAGAUUACACAUAUACUUGUGAUCAGUUAAAAUCUAUCAGGCAAGACUUAACUGUACAAGGAAUUCGAGAUGAGUUCACUGUAGAAGUGUAUGAAACACAUGCACGAAUUGCUCUUGAGAAGGGUGAUCAUGAAGAGUUUAAUCAGUGUCAAACUCAACUCAAAAUGCUGUACAGUGAAUUGCCUGACUGUAAAAGUAAUGCUCCAGAAUUUACAGCUUACAGGAUAUUGUAUUAUAUUUUCACUAAAAAUACCUUAGAUUUAACCACAAUUUUUAAGUUUCUUUCAAAGGAAGAUAGAGAAAAUAAGUGUGUUAAACAUGCACUUCAAACAAGAUGUGCUUGGGCUACAGGAAAUUUACAUAAAUUCUUCUUGCUAUAUAGAGCAGCCCCUAUGAUGGCGGGAUAUCUCAUGGACUGGUUUGUUGAACGCGAACGAAAGCAGUACCUGAAAUACAUCUUAAAGUCCUACAGACAGAGUGUUCCUGUGGAUUUCAUCAUUCGAGAGUUGGCGUUCGAUUCAAGCUCUAAGGCAAUUGAAUUUCUAAGUCAAUUCAAACUUUCAUAUACUGACUGCGAUCAAUCUCAAUUAGAUUGCAAAGCCAGUCUUCCAGCUGUUCAAAGUCUUUAACAUUUCGUAUAUAGCCGUCAUUAUUUAGUAACGUGUUGUUGCGCGAUUAUGUAACGACGGGAGCUACAUCACUCCGUUUGCGGCGUUCUGUCAGCGUCGUAAUCAUCGAUCAACAUAAUUCACGUCUUAAUUUUAAGCACUUUGCUAGGAUGAGGGCGGCACAAUGGACAUUUACCUACACUUAUAUUCAGUUGUACAGCAGUUACGGAUUAAGUAUUGAAGAUAUUAUUACUCAGCAUGAAGACAGCAGGAAGUCAUUCAAAUAUGAGAAGUACAGUGGAAUAAACAUUUUUAUGUGAAGUGAUUAAAGACUUGCAGUUACAGUAGACUUUGUAGAUAUAAUGUAGUUUCUGGAUGGACCUAAAUGGGUGUUAUCGUUAAUGUUUUGUAAAUAUUGUCAUUUUAUUAUUGUCUAUUACAAGUUUUGAUUCGUAAUUAUGAAAUAUUUUUAAAGC
This is a messenger RNA of Spodoptera litura, 3007 nucleotides long. Its product is annotated as leukocyte receptor cluster member 8. Gene Ontology annotation, cellular component: nucleus. NCBI's taxonomy places the organism in Eukaryota, Metazoa, Arthropoda, Insecta, Lepidoptera, Noctuidae. The record is from RefSeq and is a predicted model, not a curated record.